Molecule: messenger RNA, 1917 nt
Organism: Lontra canadensis (Northern American river otter)
Lineage: Eukaryota; Metazoa; Chordata; Mammalia; Carnivora; Mustelidae
Gene: TRIM65
Product: tripartite motif containing 65
Exons: 6
Coding region: 10-1563 (517 amino acids)
Biological process (GO): positive regulation of autophagy
Molecular function (GO): protein binding; zinc ion binding
Source: RefSeq, a predicted model, not a curated record
GCCUCAGCCAUGGCCGAGCCGCGGCUGGAGGACGUGCUGACCUGCUCCAUCUGCCUGGGGCUCUACGUGGAGCCGGUGACGCUGUCCUGCGGCCACAACUUCUGCGGGGCCUGCAUCGGGGACUGGGGACGCGGCUGCGACAAGGUGUGCCCGGAGUGCCGGAAGCCCUUCCCCGACGGCGCCGAGCUGAGCCGCAAUGUGGCGCUCAGCGCGGUGCUCGAGGCGAUGCGCGCCGGGCCCGGCCCGGACUCGGCCCCCGCCUCUGGCUCCGCCCUGGGCGCGCGCUGCCCCCGGCACGGGCGGCCGCUCGACCUCUUCUGCCGUACCGAGGCUCGCUGCAUAUGCAGCGCGUGCACCGUGAACGAGUGUCUCCUCCACGAGCGGGCGCUGCUGGACGAUGAGCGUCGGGAGCGCGAGGCCCAGCUGAGAGCCACGCUGGAGGUCGGCCAGCAGCAGGUGACGCAGGUGGAGAGGCGGCUGGAGGAGCUGCAGCGGCAAAGCGGGCAGAUCCAGACCUCGGCCUGCACCCUGGCCUCCGUGAUCUCGGGCAAGUUCCGCGGCCUGCUGCAGGCCCUGGAGAAGCGACGGGCCUCGGCACUGAAGGACAUCGAGGUGGCCGAGACCCAGGCACUAGCACAGGCCCAGGAUGCAGAACAGCGACUGCGGGGCCACCGGGAGGCCUUGGUUCGUUAUGACCGCAGGGUCCGGGACCUCCUGCAGCAGCCGGAUGACCGCACCUUCCUCCAGGAAUCACAGCUCCUGGCCCCCCCAGUGCCUCUUGGGCCUCUGACUCCUCUGAAGUGGGACGAACAUCAGCAGCUGGCCGGCCUGAAAGAGUCACUGAGCCAGCUGUGUGGCCUCCUCCUGGAGGAGGGGGACCGCCCCAGGGCACCUGCUGAGGCUGCUGAUUCAGGCCCCAUGGAGGGCCCAGGUCCCCUGGCACCAGUCCCAAGCCCAGUUUGUCCACUGAGGAGGAAACUCUGGCAGAAUUACCGCAAUCUGACCUUCGACCCGGACAGCGCCAAUCGCCACCUCUACGUAUCUCGGCAGGACCAGCAGGUAAAGCACCGUCACAAGCCCCGGGACCCGGCUGGGCCAGGCAGCUUCGAGCUCUGGCAGGUGCGGUGCACCCAGAGCUUCCAGAAUGGGCGACACUACUGGGAGGUGCACACAUCUAACCACUCGGUGACUCUGGGCGUCGCCUAUCCAGACCUGACGCGGCGCAAGCGGGGGCCCCACACGGACAACAUCGGGCGUGGGCCAAGCUCCUGGGGGCUCUGUGUUCAGGAGGACAGGGCGCAGGCCUGGCACAACGGGGAGGCCCAGCUCCUCCCAGAGGUGUCGGGGCGGCUCCUGGGCAUGGACUUGGACCUGGUUUCUGGCUGCCUCACCUUCUACAGCCUGGAGCCCAGGACCCAGCGCCUGCAUACCUUCCAUGCCAUCUUCACCCAGCCCCUCUACCCUGUCUUCUGGCUCCUGGAGGGUAGGACUUUGACCCUGUGCCAUCGGCCCGAGGCCAGGCUCCCUUCGGAGCUCCAGGAAGAGGCCUUGGAGCCCAGCUGAGGAAGGAACCGGAUGGAGCUCUGGGCCAGGAGCAGGUGCCACCAUACCUUUGUGCCCAAAACCUGCCCAGACCCUAGCUUGGGGACCUGAGGCCAUAGCGAUAAUGGGACCAGCUUUGGGUCAGAAGAUCAACUCAGAACUAGGCUGGGCCACUUGGGAAGAGAGGUUGGGAGGGAGCCCCCAACCGGAGUUCACUCUCCAGCAUCACUGAAGGACACGGGGACGAGAAAGGGACUAAAAUGGGAGGACCCUGCCCAAGCAGAGCCCACUUCUCCACGCUGCCGCGGCGUUCUGAGGCUGGCGCAGCGCCCGUGGGCUCCUGGUCCUGCAGCCGAGCACUCGCAGUCAGACCUC